Monoraphidium neglectum is the source of this 431-nucleotide messenger RNA. RefSeq lists its product as hypothetical. The annotation marks the transcript as partial. The transcript has a single exon. The record is from RefSeq and is a predicted model, not a curated record. Lineage: Eukaryota; Viridiplantae; Chlorophyta; Chlorophyceae; Sphaeropleales; Selenastraceae.
AUGCAAGACGCUUCAGAGGUGUCAAUUAUACCGCUACCAUCAGAUGUAGAGCUGCAGGGAGGGAGCGCGCUGCCCCUCGGAGACGAGCUGACCGUGGAGUUCGAUCACGACAGCCUCGCUCCGGUGGCACAGCAGCUGUGCGACUGGAUCCGCAGGCGCUGGGGCACAGCAUGCGCGGCGGCGCACAGCGGUACCGGUGGCGGCGGUGGCGGAGGCAUCACCGGCACCGCCGCCCACCCGCCGCUGCUGCACCGUGUCCUUAUGCGGCUGCAGGCAGGGCCAGCUGGGCCGAAUGAGGUGCCCAACGGCGCUGACGCAGAGGCGUACACGCUGGUGGUAUCGCCGUCGGCCCCAGGAGUCGCGAUCAUCACAGCUGCCACCCUGCAGGGCGCGAACCAUGGGGCGGGUGCGCUGGCCUUCUGGCUUGUGUC